Colletotrichum graminicola M1.001 is the source of this 291-nucleotide messenger RNA. RefSeq lists its product as uncharacterized. The record is from RefSeq and is a predicted model, not a curated record. Lineage: Eukaryota; Fungi; Ascomycota; Sordariomycetes; Glomerellales; Glomerellaceae. The coding region runs from base 1 to 291 and encodes 96 amino acids. The transcript has a single exon.
AUGCCUUUUUCCUUCUCGUCGUCCAUCUCCUUUUCCUCUUCCGUCACCCGCAACGGCAGGACUGAGGAGAAACGAUGGGCUCGCAAGCACGAAUGCAGCCCCUCUGGCACCACGAUCCGAACGGCUUCAAUGCGGACGGGGGAACCAGUGUACCUCGAGCGCCGCGACUGGGACGCCUCAGGUCGUCCCAUUCCCCAGGGACGGAAUCUCCGCAACGGCGAGUCGACGAAGGCAAACAUUGACAGACGCAUCGAGGACGUCUCCGAGCAAGAGCAGAGCACCAAGUCUUGA